Molecule: messenger RNA, 3193 nt
Organism: Canis lupus familiaris (dog)
Lineage: Eukaryota; Metazoa; Chordata; Mammalia; Carnivora; Canidae
Gene: THG1L
Product: tRNA-histidine guanylyltransferase 1 like
Exons: 8
Coding region: 867-1835 (322 amino acids)
Biological process (GO): tRNA modification
Molecular function (GO): magnesium ion binding; tRNA guanylyltransferase activity
Source: RefSeq, a predicted model, not a curated record
GGUUUGGGAUCUGUGCCUGGGGGGCGGGGGGGGGGCAGAUUUUGCAGCUCCCCUUUAGUACAGUGACUGUACUAGUUGAACUUACAAUUAAUCACUUACUUGCAAAAAGAACAUCCCACACUCAUUUGCUUCUUUGGGCUCCGCCGCCAUUACUCUGUUCUAAGCCUCCAUCACCUUCCACCUGGAUACAGCCAUCGCUGUGUGGAUAGUCUCCGUUUUUCACCCUUGUUCCUCUAUGUUCCAGCUGCCAGAGAUCUUUUUAAAAGUGAAAAUCUGGUUCUGUCUCACCGCAUUCUCCUAAAUAGUCCCAUGGCUCCCCGCUGACCGCAUGAUAAAGGUCUAAUAUACCUGCAAAGCAUAUUAAAGCCCCAAAUGUCUCAGGCGCUGUGGACUCCAGCCACACUGGCCUUUCAUCAUUCUACCUGAAGGGGCUUUGAAUGUUGUUUCUCCCUUGUGUCUCCUUGCCUCUUCCUGCUUAUUUUUCAACUUGCAGUUCAGCCGUCACUUCCUCGGAGAAAUCUUGUCUGAUUCUGAAAAUCACGUCAGAUCUCCUUUAUGCACUUGGAUGUCCAUCACUUCUUUUAAAACUCUUCCACAAUUCGACUCUGCGUAUUUCCAUCAAGAAAAAGAAAAAUCUGGAUUAACAGUUGCUACAUUUCUAAAUGAUGACCUGACUAAAACCUAUAGGUUCAUCUUGAAGCAGAUGAUUUUUGCAACCAAGACAAAGUUAGCUUUCAAAGAAGAUCUGCCCAGUUCUCUAAUCCCUUGUUGUCAGAUGUGGCAAACAGGAAUUCUUAUACCUGGCAGGUGGACAAGGGCAGUGAUUCUCAAACUUCAUUAUCUCAGAACCCUUUACAUCCACCAAAAUGACUGAAGAUUCCAAAAAGCUUUUAUUUAUCCAAUUUUGUUCUUUUAUCUAUCGGCAUACCACAUUGCCGAUCGUUCUCAUCUACUGGUCUAGGCUGCUCCAGAUACCUCCAAGUGUCAUGCAGUCACUGGUCUCUAUAUUCACAUACAUCACCAAAUGCAAGGGGAGCAGAAGACAGGAUACCUAUAAGGAUCUCUCAGUGACUCUCCUGGUACCCUGCUACAGUAACACCACCAGGAAAAUCCUGCAGUUCCCCAGCUGGUUUGCUGAGAAGCACAACUUUGCAAAACCAAAUGACAGCCGUGCUCUCCACCUAAUGACCAAAUGUGCCCAGACUGUAAUGAAAGAACUGGAAGAUAUUGUGAUUGCAUAUGGACAGAGUGAUGAGUACAGCUUUGUGUUCAAGCGGAAAAGCAACUGGUUUAAAAGAAGAGCCAGUAAGUUCAUGACUCAUGUGGCAUCCCAGUUCGCCUCCAGCUUUGUGUUUUAUUGGCGAGAUUACUUUGAGGACCAGCCCCUUCUGUAUCCACCAGGCUUUGAUGGAAGAGUCAUAGUGUAUCCUAGCAACCAGACCUUAAAGGACUACCUCAGUUGGCGGCAAGCAGAUUGUCACAUCAAUAAUCUGUACAAUACAGUUUUCUGGGCCCUCGUACAACAGUCUGGACUAACACCAGCACAAGCCCAAGAGAGAUUACAGGGAACUCUUGCAGCAGACAAGAAUGAGAUUUUGUUUUCCGAGUUCAACAUCAACUAUAACAAUGAGCCGCUGAUGUACAGGAAGGGGACCGUGUUGAUAUGGCAGAAGGUGGGUGAAGUCACAACAAAAGAAGUUAAACUGCCAGAAGAAAUGCAAGGGAAAAAGAUGGCAGUGACCCGGACCAGGACUAAGCCAGUGCCUUUAUAUUGCGAUAUAAUCGGGGAUGCUUUUUGGAAGGAACAUCCAGAGAUCCUAGAUGAAGACAGCUGAUCCUUUGCUUUUUAGCCCUGGCAGGCUUAUCCAUGCAAGACCCCCUAAGUCUCCUGGCCUUAGGUGCCCUACAAUCCCUACUACCAACAGCAGUGUGCCAGGAGUGACAUAUAUCAGGUUGGAAAGGAAACAGGGAAAGAAGGGAUGGAUAGGGGUGGUUAUCGUGUUCUGCUUUAAGUAGAACAUUUUUUUUACAGUGUUGGAACAUGGUUCCUUCGGUAGAAGUGCAUUUUUUUUUUAAUCGUGGUUCUAUUUUUAUAAAGCAAGAAGUAUUUUAUGCCUUGCAGGAUGAAUCAUUUUUAGAUUGUGGCAUAAGUCUUAUAAAAACUUGUCAAGCUUUUUCCACCUAUGAUGGAUGAACCCAAACUUUACUCUCAACCACCUGUUCUUAACUACAAAAUCUACUAACCUUGAAAAUCUCACCUUUCCUACCCUUGUACUUUGACCUUGAGAUAAAUAAUGAGUUGGUGGUUACACGAUGCCUCUGAAUUCAGGAAUUGCAGGGAGAAUCAGGAUUUUGUGCCAGUCUCCCAAGUUGGCAACUUUGGCUGAACAAAUUAGUAAUUUGGAUGUCCUUGUGUAAACAUUCCAUAGAUUGAUUUUGUGGAGCUGUCAACAGGAUCAUUGUCUCGCCAAGGAUAUUUCCAAAGCCACUUACUUUUUCUAAGAAGAAAGAGAAUUAUAUGUAUAUAUGAGAAAAAGAAACUGAAAAUGAACAAGGAAGAUAAAACAUGGACUCUGUGUCCUCUAAACACUUCAGUUGUAAAAGUCACCUUCCUGUUGGAUUUUCUAAAAAGGAUUCUCAGGUAGCCUCUAUGGAAUUGGAACACUGACAUCUGAGUUAGAGAGCAGAGUGGUCAGCACUUCCCUUGGGGUCACAAAUGGCAGGUGUCAGAGGACUCCUAACAGUUCCACCUGCUGGUGGGCCAAUGGAGAUGAGGGGAGGAGCAGCAGAGAGCAGCAGCAGUAACUGCAAUGUGGCCUAGUUGCUGGCCCCAGAAGUGAGGGUACGUGGUGAGAGAACUCACAUUGCCCGUUGUCCUCCUUUCAUAUUUCACAGGAGGAUUAUUUGGCUCUAUUAAGAAUUAGGAGGCAGCCUAUGUUUUAGUGCCUGGUCUUGCAUUACAGAAUUUACAGCCACAGAGAAAAUGUAUUUUUAAAGGCAAUGGCUGGUCUCCUUCUUCACUAAUUGAUACCUCAUCUGUUGGAAUCAUUUCUUCCCCUUCCUGUUCUCACUAGAGGAGAUUUGAUGCAUGUUUGGUAAUUGAUAAAAUCUCUGAGAAAAAAAUAAAGGCUUCAACUCCCUUGGCCUAAUUUUUCAUUUAUUUUUCUCAUACAAAUACAGUAUAUGAAUCCAA